This is a messenger RNA of Electrophorus electricus (electric eel), 1796 nucleotides long. Its product is annotated as calponin-1-like. Gene Ontology annotation, cellular component: focal adhesion; actin cytoskeleton. Gene Ontology annotation, molecular function: actin filament binding. Lineage: Eukaryota; Metazoa; Chordata; Actinopteri; Gymnotiformes; Gymnotidae. Gene Ontology annotation, biological process: actin filament organization; actomyosin structure organization. The record is from RefSeq and is a predicted model, not a curated record.
AGGAGGCAGUCACUCUAUUCGAAGCGCACGUAGUUCACUUUCCGGGGCGUUGUGCUGAGGAUCAUUCUCAAAAUCGAGGAAAACUUUCUUAACACUACACAACCCGUUGUGUCGCUGACAUCGACGUGAUAUACAAAAAAUGGCUCAGUUUAACAAGGGCCCCGCGUAUGGUUUGUCGGCAGAGGUUAGGAGCAAGAUUGCUCAAAAGUAUGAUCUGCAAAAGGAGGAAGAGCUACGUUACUGGAUCGAGGAAGUGACCGGCAUGCCAAUUGGCGAGAACUUCCAGCUGGGCCUGAAGGAUGGUGUCAUCCUGUGCGAGCUUAUCAACAAACUUCAGCCUGGCUCUAUAAAGAAGAUUAACAACUCCAAACUCAACUGGCACAAGCUGGAGAACCUGGGAAACUUCAUUAAAGCUAUCCUCACCUAUGGCCUGAAGCCCAGCGACAUAUUUGAAGCCAAUGACCUGUUUGAGAAUGGGAACAUGACCCAGGUGCAGACCACGUUGCUCGCCCUGGCAAGCAUGGCGAAGACCAAAGGUUUGGACACCAAGGUUGAUAUUGGCGUGAAGUACGCAGACAGACAAGAACGCAAUUUUGAUGAUGAGAAGAUGAAGGCUGGCAACUGUGUCAUUGGCCUACAGAUGGGGACAAAUAAAUGUGCUAGCCAGGCCGGAAUGACUGCCUACGGCACUCGCCGACAUCUUUAUGACCCAAAGACUCAAACGGAAAAGCCAUACGACCAGACCACCAUUAGUCUGCAGAUGGGAACCAACAAAGGAGCAAGUCAGGCUGGCAUGGCUGCGCCUGGCACCAGGAGGGAUAUUUAUGACCAGAAAGCCUCUCUCCAGCCACUGGACAACUCCACCAUCUCCCUGCAGAUGGGCACCAACAAGGCAGCAUCACAGAAAGGCAUGAGCGUGUACGGCCUGGGCCGGCAGAUCUACGACCCCAAGUACUGCAGUUCUCCUGGUGAGGCCAGCACCCAUUCUAACGGCAGCCAGGGCACGGGCACAAAUGGCUCUGAGAUCAGCGAUGGUGACUACCAAGCUGACUACCAAGGGGAGUACCAGCAGGAGUACCAAGGCGAGUACCAGCCACAGUAUCAGGACGAGUACCAGCCCCACUAUGAUCAAGGCAUCGAUUACUAGGUGAAGCAAAGUGUUGAGAUUUAAGAUUUUUUUUCCACUUUCUCUUUUGGUUAUUAUUUUAACAGAGCAAGAUUUAUUGCCUUGCUGGCCUUAAACUGAUGCAGAGGGAAUAAAACUUCCUAAUCAUUCCUCUUUAGCUUAUAAGUGUGUGGGUUUAAGUUACAAGAGAACUAUAUCUUUUUGUAUUAUGUGGAUACUUGUAUUUAGUUCUUCUUGUAUUAAUUUUAAUGCCAAGCAUGAUGGAUAGCAUUGCCUCACUCAACUCCCCUCAUACUCCUGCAAUGUGAUUGGUUUUGCUGCGGGACAAUCAUCUUGGGGAUCCCCACUGCUCUUGGACUCCGGCAACCUUUGAACUCCACUGCCACAGAGAGGCGUUAACCCUUUGCCAAAACACGUUUCCUGGAUCCCAAGAAACAUUGCUGUUUGUCAGUUUUAGGGAAGGAACUUUAAAAAAAAUUGUUUUGCCUUUUAUUGAUUCCUUAAUUUGACCAAACCGUGCAUUCAUUACUUGUGCCAUAUGUUUUAGCUGACUUUUUGUUUCCCCCCCCUUCCAUGUCCUAAUGUAUUUAUUGACAUUCUUGCCAUUGUCACUCAAUAGAGCCCCACAUUCCUGUUGAAUUAUUUUUUAUGAAUAAAUUGUUACAUUUUA